Molecule: messenger RNA, 2157 nt
Organism: Balaenoptera ricei (Rice's whale)
Lineage: Eukaryota; Metazoa; Chordata; Mammalia; Artiodactyla; Balaenopteridae
Gene: ZNF326
Product: zinc finger protein 326
Exons: 12
Coding region: 154-1914 (586 amino acids)
Biological process (GO): regulation of DNA-templated transcription elongation
Cellular component (GO): DBIRD complex; nucleus
Molecular function (GO): DNA binding
Source: RefSeq, a predicted model, not a curated record
GCCUCCCAGCCUCGGUGUGGCCUGCGGCUCCUGGGCCGGUAGCGCCGUUCUUGAUCGCGUUGACUGGCUGUGUGUAACCGCGGGUCACGGGUGCUCGCCUCCCGUCACAGCUCAGCCCAGCGCCGCCGAGGCCGUCGGCCCCGAGCCUCCGCCAUGGACUUCGAGGACGAUUACACACACUCUGCUUGCAGAAAUACUUAUCAGAGCUUUAAUGGAAUGGAUCGUGAUUAUGGCCCCGGAUCUUAUGGAGGGAUGGAUCGUGACUAUGGCCAUGGAUCCUGUGGGGGUCAAAGAUCCAUGGACUCCUACCUAAACCAGUCAUAUGGCAUGGACAGUCACAGUGGUGGUGGUGGGGGUAGCAGGUUUGGACCUUAUGAGUCUUACGACUCCAGGUCUUCUCUGGGUGGGCGAGAUCUGUACAGAUCUGGCUAUGGUUUUAAUGAACCCGAACAAAGCCGCUUCGGAGGUAGUUAUGGUGGUCGAUUUGAGAGCUCCUACCGGAAUAGCCUUGACUCUUUCGGAGGUAGAAACCAGGGCGGGUCUAGCUGGGAAGCACCUUACUCCCGUUCAAAAUUGAGGCCUGGGUUUAUGGAGGACAGAGGAAGAGAGAAUUACUCUUCCUACAGCAGUUUUUCUUCACCCCAUAUGAAGCCUGCACCUGUAGGCUCUCGGGGGAGAGGAACGCCUGCUUAUCCUGAAAGUACGUUUGGAAGCAGAAACUAUGAUGCUUUUGGAGGACCAUCAACAGGCAGAGGCCGAGGCCGAGGACAUAUGAGUGAUUUUGGAAGCAUUCAUAGACCUGGAAUUGUUGUUGACUAUCAAAACAAACCCACCAAUGUGACAGUUACUGCUGCAAGAGGAAUAAAGAGAAAAAUGAUGCAACCAUUUAAUAAGCCUGGUGGAACCUUUAUCAAGAAACCCAAGCUAGCAAAACCUGUGGAGAAGAUGAGCCUCAGCAAAUCACCCACAAAAACAGAUCCUAAAAAUGAAGAAGAAGAAAAGCGACGAAUUGAGGCUCGGCGAGAGAAACAAAGGCGCAGAAGAGAAAAAAACAGUGAGAAAUAUGGAGAUGGAUACAGAAUGGCAUUCACAUGUUCAUUUUGUAAAUUUCGAACAUUUGAAGAAAAAGAUAUUGAACUGCAUCUGGAAAGUUCUUCACACCAGGAAACAUUAGAUCAUAUUCAAAAACAAACCAAAUUCGAUAAAGUAGUUAUGGAGUUUUUGCAUGAAUGUAUGGUAAAUAAAUUCAAGAAAACAUCUAUUCGUAAGCAACAGACAAAUAAUCAAACAGAAGUAGUCAAAAUAAUUGAAAAAGAUGUUAUGGAAGGUGUUACUGCAGAUGAUCACAUGAUGAAAGUAGAGACUGUUCACUGCAGUGCUUGCAGUGUGUAUAUCCCUGCUUUACAUAGCUCAGUUCAGCAGCACUUAAAAUCUCCUGAUCAUAUCAAAGGGAAGCAGGCUUAUAAGGAACAAAUAAAAAGAGAGAGUGUCUUGACUGCUACAAGCAUUUUAAAUAAUCCAAUAGUGAAGGCGCGAUAUGAACGUUUUAUUAAGGGUGAGAAUCCCUUUGAAAUUCAAGAUCAUUCUCAAGAUCAGCAAAUAGAAGGAGAUGAGGAGGAGGAGGAAAAGAUUGACGAACCUAUUGAAGAAGAGGAAGAGGAAGAGGAGGAAGAAGAAGAGGAAGUGGGGGAAGUAGAGGAAGUAGAAGAAGUGGAGGAAGUAGAGGAAGUGGGAGAAGGUGGAGGAGUAGAAGGAGUGGGGGACACAGAGGAAGGAGGGGACGUAGAGGGAGAGGGGGAAGUAGGGGCAGUGGAGGAAGGAGAGGGAGAAGGAGAGGGAGUAGGGGAAGUAGAGGAAGAAGCAGCAAAGGAAGAGCCUGUCGGCUUCCCCGUUGACCAACCAGAAGAAAAUUAAAUAUAAGGUAUUAGUCAGUUUUAAAAGAAGCUUUAAAUUUCUGUCCCAAUGUGGAAAAGGGUAAGAAUAUCAGUAGUUUAAAAUAUGAGAGUUAACACCCAUGUUGCAUGCAUUCCACAGAUUACAAUUUGUUUUAUAUAAUUUCUAAAUGUUUGGCAUUUGUUUAAUAAAAUGAAGGUAAGACUAUUUUAGUUUAGUUUUUAUAGCUACCUAACUUAGAUUCAAUAAAUUGUUUGUAUAAUU